AGACGCGACGUACUUCGUUUCUUAGUCGACGCACAAACUCCUCUGCAUUUGUGCCGCUUCUUCUUCCACGCUCUCCAUCGCUUCCAUCGCCUGAGAUCACCAACCGCUGUUCCCCAUCUCCUCACAAUGAUCGUUCGAUUCCGCAGCAAGGACGGCAACUAUAGAGUCCAGGCUGAGCCCUCAGACGACUUCUCCGUCCUAUCUGACCGUCUAGUAUCUCAGCUCCCACCCGACUCUGACCCAAACACAAUCACCGUCUCCGAUCAGCCCAAUUCAAAAGAAUCUGCAAAGUUCCUGUAUGAGCUUUUUGGAAGGACUCUUGCUGACCUCCAGAUCAAACAUGGCGAUCUGCUCUUUCUAUCCUACGACUCGGCUCCCUCCGCCCCCGUUGCCCCCUCCUCUGCUCCCUCACCCGCUGUAACCGCCGUCCGUCUCAACGGCAAACCCGUCUCCGAGGCCGACGCCCACAUGCUUCCCCGCCCCUCAUUCCCCAACUCCUCCUCCUCCGGCACCUCGCUCUGGGAAACCGUCGUCCAGGAUCCCGUCGACGAUCUCCUCGACUCCCUCGACGGCAAGAUCUCCCGCAGGCGUGACCCCAAAAUGUGCAAGCACUCCGAAAAAGGCAUGUGCGAUUACUGCAUGCCCCUCGAGCCCUUUGAUCCCGAGUACCUCAAAGCCCAAGGCAUCAAGUUCGCCUCCUUCCACUCUCACAUAAAAAAGCUAAACUCCACCGGCUCAAACGCAAACGCAAACACCUCCGCUGCUUCUUCUUUCGUUCCCCCGCUCUCCGAGUUUGAUUUCAAGGUCAAAGCAAAAUGUCCAUCCGGUCACGCGCCCUGGCCGGCCGGUAUCUGCUCAAAGUGUCAGCCAUCCGCAAUCACCCUGCAAGCCCAGCAGUUUCGUCUCGUCGACCACGUCGAGUUUGCUUCCUCCACCAUCGUCAACGAUUUUAUCGACAACUGGCGUCGCUCCGCAAACCAAGCUAUUGGCUACAUGUACGGCACCUACGAAUCCUACGCCGACACCGUCCCGCUCGGAAUCAAGGCUGUCGUCAAGAGCAUCGUCGUGCCUCCACAGGUCUGCGCCAUAGACGGCGUCUCUCUGCAACUUCCAUGGAAAGAAGAGAAAGAAGUCGAAGCGGCUGCUGCCGCCGAGGGUCUGCGUCCCGUCGGCGUCAUCUUCACAGACCUCACCGACUCCGGCAAAGGCGACGGCUCUGUAGUCUGCAAGCGCCACGCCGACUCCUACUUUCUCUCCUCUCUCGAGAUCACAUUCGCGGCCGAACUGCAGCGACGGCAUCCAAACCCGACCCGCUGGAGCGAGACCGGCAAGUACUCGUCCAAGUUUGUGACCUGCGUCAUCUCCGGCAACGCCAAAGGCGAGAUCGAAAUCUCAGCCUACCAGGUCUCGCACACUGCCGAGGCGAUGGUCGAGGCCGACAUCAUCGAGCCCUCGGUGUCGCCUAGCUUGAUGCUCGUCAAGGAACCAACUGAUAACAGAUACGUGCCGGAUGUCUUUUUCAGGCGUAUAAACGAGUACAAGGUUGCCGUGCAGGAGAACGCGAAACCUGUCUUUCCCGUAGAGUAUUUACUAGUCACGCUUUCGCAUGGGUUUCCCACAACAUAGUGUAUCAUAGCAAUA
This is a messenger RNA of Myxozyma melibiosi, 1641 nucleotides long. Its product is annotated as protein NPL4. Gene Ontology annotation, cellular component: nucleus. Gene Ontology annotation, biological process: ubiquitin-dependent protein catabolic process. Lineage: Eukaryota; Fungi; Ascomycota; Lipomycetes; Lipomycetales; Lipomycetaceae. The record is from RefSeq and is a predicted model, not a curated record. Bases 127 to 1626 code for a protein of 499 amino acids. The transcript has 3 exons. Gene Ontology annotation, molecular function: ubiquitin binding; ubiquitin protein ligase binding.